Molecule: messenger RNA, 953 nt
Organism: Cololabis saira (Pacific saury)
Lineage: Eukaryota; Metazoa; Chordata; Actinopteri; Beloniformes; Belonidae
Product: exosome complex component RRP43-like
Exons: 11
Coding region: 16-849 (277 amino acids)
Biological process (GO): U4 snRNA 3'-end processing; nuclear polyadenylation-dependent rRNA catabolic process; U1 snRNA 3'-end processing
Cellular component (GO): nuclear exosome (RNase complex); cytoplasmic exosome (RNase complex)
Source: RefSeq, a predicted model, not a curated record
GUAAAUCAUAACAUCAUGGCGGCUGGUUUCAAGACUGCGGAGCCUCUGGAGUAUCACAGGAGUUUUCUGAAAGAAAACUGCCGGCCAGAUGGGCGGGAGCUGUCUGAGUUCCGAACCACAACUCUGAACAUAGGGUCCAUAUCCACAGCUGACGGCUCAGCCCUGGUGAAGAUGGGAAACACCACCAUCAUCUGUGGCAUCAAAGCGGAGCUGGCAAACCCUACAGUGGAGGCACCUGCUAAAGGUUACAUUGUGCCCAACGUGGACCUGCCGCCGUUGUGUUCGUCGCGGUUCCGGCCCGGCCCUCCAGGAGAACAGGCCCAGGCCGCCAGCCAGUUCGUCGCUGACGUCAUUGAAAGCUCGGAGGUGAUCAAGGCGGAGGACCUGUGCAUCGACAGGGGGAAGCUCUGCUGGGUGCUCUACUGUGACAUCAUGUGUCUCGACUAUGAUGGGAACAUCCUGGAUGCUUGUAUCAUCGCCCUGCUGGCUGCUCUCAAGAACACACGACUGCCAGAAAUCACCAUCAACAAAGACACAUGUGCACCAGAGGUGAAUUUAAAAGUGAGACACGGGCUGCAUGUUCACAAGCAUCCGGUUGGGACCUCUUUUUGUGUCUUUGAUGACUCCAUACUGAUCGUAGACCCCACGGCGGAUGAAGAGCGCCUGGCCACCGCGCAGCUCUCCGUGGUGACGGACGAGGAGGGCCGACUCUGCUCCGUACACAAACCAGGUGGGGUUUCGCUGUCGGCAGAGAAGCUGCAGGACUGCAUCAGCCGGGCAACGCUACGACAGAAAGAGAUCCAGAAACUCAUCGACAAAGUUGUAAACAGUGUCACAACAGCACAAUAAAACACACUCAAAAUAUAAUUUUUAUCUAAAAGCUGUAUUUUCCACUGUCAAUAUAUAUUCUUUUUUUUUUUAAUAACAAUAAAACUGCUGACAAAGACUGCUUA